Molecule: messenger RNA, 988 nt
Organism: Aricia agestis (brown argus)
Lineage: Eukaryota; Metazoa; Arthropoda; Insecta; Lepidoptera; Lycaenidae
Gene: myo
Product: growth/differentiation factor 8-like
Exons: 2
Biological process (GO): SMAD protein signal transduction
Cellular component (GO): extracellular region
Molecular function (GO): cytokine activity; growth factor activity
Source: RefSeq, a predicted model, not a curated record
CAACAUAACCCAACUGCAAAACUAAAGUUACGCUAUUUUCUUACAGAUACGAGGCGCCACAACCACUUCAAAGGCCUGAAGGUCCUAAACUUUAGGUUCACCAGCAAAGUGCUGCAGAACGAAGUGAGCGAGGGUCACCUGAACGUCCACGUCCAGGAGUUGGAGCCGUGGCUCAACGCGACCCUGGUGGAGGAGUACUUCACCAUCAACGUCCAGGUCAAUCGGGUGACCAGGAACAACCAGGGGAACAAGGCGUCCGUGCCCUACUCGGAGACGUCCGUCAAGCUCAGCAGACGAGACCUGAAGGUCGGGAAGUGGUUGAGGGUGAACGUGACCAACAUGGUUGCGGAGUUCUUCAGGUUGCCGAGGGAGAACCUAGCUAUAGUAGUGAGAGUACAAGACUCGAAGAAUAGAGUGAGUUUGGUUGUGCCGCACCCGAGCUCAGAAACUAAUCAUACAGUUAUGCCGUACAUAGAAGUAAGUCUCAAGGACAAUUCACACAAGCGAACAAGGCGGACCCUGGGUAUGGACUGCACAGAGAACUCCAAAGAAGUCCGGUGCUGUCGGUACCCGCUCUCCGUCAACUUCGAGGAGUUUGGCUGGGACUGGAUCAUAGCCCCCAAACAGUACGACGCGAACUACUGCAGUGGGGAGUGCCCCUACAGCUUCCUCCAGAAGUAUCCCCACACCCAUUUAGUGCAUCUAGCCGCGCCCCCAGGAAGUGGGGGCCCGUGCUGCGCCCCCAAGAAAAUGAGCGCUAUCUCCAUGCUCUAUUUCGACCACGAGUUCAAUAUUAUCUAUGGUACCAUACCCGGUAUGGUCGUGGAACAGUGCGGAUGCUUAUAGCAACGUUUUAUGCGUUUGCUGGUUGAGUGGCUGGUCCUUCGUUUUGUAGACGUCAGGCUUAGCAUGGACACAGUAGGAAUGCGAAAUGGUAGAAGGUAGAUUUGAGGGAUAAAUCACAAAAUAACAGAUUUACUUUAGUUAG